AUGGAUAACAAAGAUACUUUUGAUCCUCCCGAUUUCCAUCUUAAUGGUGCCAAGCAGAUUGACAAGGCAAAAGGUUCUUUGGAGAACAAACAUGCCCCUCUCUUACUACCCUCGGCUGAUUCUUCUUUCUUAGGGGAUACCUUUAUACCUGGUCAGUCUUACCCUUCCAACAUUCCAUUGAAAUGUCCAGUACCAAUUAAAUGCGCUAGCAUUGCAAAGGUAAGUGAAAAAGGGAAAGGAUCUGUAUCUUUGAAACUCAACAACAAAGGGUUUGGAAAGCAGGUGAAGAUUAUCCCUAUACUUGCAGAAAGAAGAAACUCAAGGAGUUUGUGGACUCAAGAAGAAACUCAGAUUGAAGAAAACAUUCAAACCAAUACAAAUGAAGACCUUGUCAAAACAUUCUUGCAACAAAUGUGUGUGUUUGCCCUUUUGAAAAAAUUUGGCAUCGGCUGUUUGGUUCAUUAUCUCUCAAUGAAUUUGAUUGUUCACAUGCUUAUCAAAGAGUUCAAGGAUUACAAGGAGAAUUUUGAAAAAACUAGCAUUAUAGAGCUGCAUGAUCUUCAACAGAAAUACAAGCUACUUGUUUCAAAGUUAGAGGAGAAGGAGUGCUGCAUCCAACAACAAGAGGAAGGAUUAAAUAAAAGUAAGGAAUCCACAGAAAGUGUUUCAGUUGCAGCCCUGGAAUUCUUCGAGAACAUUGCUACGCAUUCUUCAAGAGUGAUGAAACUAAGUGACGUAGCUCAAGAGGAGAUCUCUCAGAAAUUUGCUGAUUUUGAGAACAAGUUCAAGGAAGAGGCUGAAAGACAUGAGGAGGAGACCAAAAAUCAAAUUUCAACAAUUUUGGCAAACUCUAGAUCUGAGAGUGUUGCUAUGGUCUCAGAGGCUUCCCAAAUUAUGAAAGAUGCAUAUGGACAACAGCCUACUAUGGUGCAGAAAGAGAUGGUCGAAAUGAUGAAAUUUUCUGAUGAAGCUAAAAAGAUGGUCAUCAAAUUGAAGAACAAGUAGUCAAUAUGUGAAACAUAUGUUCAUGUAACUGAUGAUGGAGUAGUAUUUUUGGAACCUAGAUAUAAUGUUACAUGUGGAACCUAGAUAUAAUGGAGUAGUAUUUCAUUUCUUAUUUGAGACAAAAUGUUUUUUUUUUUAACAAGGUUUGAGACAAAAUGUUAUGUGGAUAUAACAAACAAGUAAUAUGUGGAUCAUUUCUAUUA
Messenger RNA from Trifolium pratense (red clover), 1208 nucleotides. RefSeq names its product kinesin-like protein KIN-5D. The transcript is spliced from 7 exons. The record is from RefSeq and is a predicted model, not a curated record. Lineage: Eukaryota; Viridiplantae; Streptophyta; Magnoliopsida; Fabales; Fabaceae. The coding region runs from base 1 to 1005 and encodes 334 amino acids.